CCCCGCGUCGGAACCCGAGGGCAGCGGUAGCGGUUUCCCCCUGAAGGGAGGAAGAGUUUCGCGAGAGCACACAGGAAAGGCCAGGCGCCGAGCGGCGGGCAGCGGAGAAGAUGACUGCAUUCUUUAAAACACUUCGAAAUCACUGGAAGAAAACUACAGCUGGGCUCUGCUUGCUGACGUGGGGAGGUCACUGGCUGUAUGGGAAGCACUGUGAUAACCUGCUAAGAAGAGCAGCCUGUCAAGAAGCUCAGGUGUUUGGCAACCAGCUCAUUCCUCCCAAUGCACAAGUGAAGAAAGCCACGGUCUUUCUCAAUCCUGCAGCUUGCAAAGGCAAAGCCAGAACUCUAUUUGAAAAAAAUGCUGCCCCAAUUUUACACCUGUCUGGCAUGGAUGUGACGGUUGUCAAGACAGAUUAUGAGGGACAAGCCAAGAAGCUCCUGGAACUGAUGGAAAGCACAGAUGUGAUUAUCGUUGCUGGAGGAGAUGGGACACUGCAGGAGGUUGUUACUGGAGUACUUCGAAGAACAGAUGAGGCUACCUUCAGUAAGAUUCCAAUUGGAUUUAUCCCGCUGGGACAGACCAGUAGUUUGAGUCACACCCUCUUUGCCGAAAGUGGAAACAAAGUCCAACACAUUACAGACGCCACACUUGCCAUCGUGAAAGGAGAGACAGUUCCACUCGAUGUCUUGCAGAUCAAGGGUGAAAAGGAACAACCUGUGUUUGCAAUGACUGGCCUCCGAUGGGGAUCCUUCAGAGAUGCUGGCGUCAAAGUUAGCAAGUACUGGUAUCUUGGUCCACUGAAAAUCAAAGCAGCCCACUUUUUCAGCACUCUUCAGGAGUGGCCUCAGACUCAUCAGGCCUCCAUCUCUUACACGGGACCUAGAGAGAGACCUCCCAGUGAGCCUGAAGAGACCCCUCCCCGACCUUCUCUGUACCGGAGAAUAUUACGCAGGCUCGCCUCAUUCUGGGCACAGCCACAGGAUGCCUUCUCCCGAGAGGUGAUCCCAGAGGUCUGGAAAGAUAUGCAGCUGUCCACCAUUGAGCUGUCCAUCACCACCCGAAACAGCCAACUUGACCUGAUGAGCAAAGAAGACUUUAUGAACAUUUUCAUUGAGCCUGAUACUGUCAGCAAAGGAGAUUUCAUAACCAUAGGAAGUAAGAAGGUGAGAGACCCUGGCCUGCGCGCAGCUGGUACCGAGUGUCUUCAAGCCAGUCACUGCACUCUGCUGCUUCCUGAGGGCACUGAGGGCUCCUUCAGCAUUGACAGCGAGGAGUAUGAAGCCAUGCCUGUGGAGGUGAAACUGCUGCCCCGGAAGCUGCGCUUCUUCUGUGACCCUAGGAAGAGAGAGCAGAUGCUGCAGAGCGCAUCCCAGUGACCCGGCAGCAGCCUGGCGCUCGCAGGCCGCACUUCGAGCCACCAGUGGGACCACAAGGGGACGGGUGUGCUUCAUCUGUCCCGAGUGUUGUUGUCACAGGAUCCCAAGGGAAUUUUCAUGGCAAGUACUCCUGCCCCCUCCUCCCGUAGUGCUUCCUAGUGUGCAUACCCUGUCACCCAGCUGGCGGUCAGCCUUGUUAGCCCAUGCUUUCCUUGUGCCGCCGUGGUAGUUGAUCCCUCCUCCAUAGUGCUUUGCUCCGGCUGGGUCAAGGAAGUUCUUGCACUCAGUGAGCUGGAAAGGGCUGGGAUUUUCUGAUUGCCCCACAGUGGAGAGUGGAAUGUGUAGACUAAGCUACUGUUCCAGUUUUCUGACCGUCCUAGGGCAUCCAAGGGAAGCAGCUGCCUUCUUCAGGUGCCUCUCCCUCUUUCCGGGCUCUCUCAUGGGUGCUGUUCCUCCAUGAUCUCCACUUUGGCUGGUCUCCAUCUGGAAAGCAGAUGUGAGGUGGAUCCCUCCUCAGCCAUGGCUAACAUACUAUGUUGAAAGAGCAAACCCGUGCUUCUUCAUUGUUAGUUUGCAUGUGCACAACUGAGGCGCACGGUGAAACUUACCAACCUGGACUCACCCCAACACCGUGGAACUCAGUCUGGCUGGAAUCUUCAUUUAAACAGCUGCUUCCUGGGUCAACCAACCUGACCUGGAGGAAGUAUUUUAAAACUACUUCAUAAACUGACUUUCCCAAAUGUAUUAUAUGUAUUUUUUAAAAAUCACGUAUUCAUGUUGACAUCUGUCAUUUUUCAUGGGAAGUUACACACUUGUCAGUGUGCUUUCUGGUGUUGUGUGAAUACUGUUUACAAAUAAAAAGCGUCGCAUCAUUCUUUUAAACAUA
Messenger RNA from Peromyscus leucopus (white-footed mouse), 2262 nucleotides. RefSeq names its product acylglycerol kinase (gene Agk). Gene Ontology annotation, biological process: ceramide biosynthetic process; protein insertion into mitochondrial inner membrane. Lineage: Eukaryota; Metazoa; Chordata; Mammalia; Rodentia; Cricetidae. Gene Ontology annotation, cellular component: TIM22 mitochondrial import inner membrane insertion complex; mitochondrion. The record is from RefSeq and is a predicted model, not a curated record. Gene Ontology annotation, molecular function: ceramide kinase activity; acylglycerol kinase activity; ATP-dependent diacylglycerol kinase activity. Bases 111 to 1376 code for a protein of 421 amino acids. The transcript is spliced from 16 exons.